GCGGCGAUGGUGGUGUGUGUGUGGUGAUGACUGAUCUUCCCUAUGACAGACCGCAGUUGUUGUCAUCUUGCAGCCCGUAGCUCUUUCCUGUUCCACCGUCUGCCGCACCCCUUUUUCCUUUUCUCCUGCCUCAUCCUCGGCAGGACACUCACAUUAGCACAGGCAAGCAAAGCAAACCAAAGCACACAAGCCACCACAGCUCACAGCUACAUACGCGCAUAUAUCUUUCUCUCUGUGUUGAUGUGAUUGUGCAGGGCCAGAUAGCCGCCUUAUCAGAGGGGAGGGGGGCCGCCAACCACCAGGCCACACCCACACCCACAUCCACAGCAGCCGACACAGUGCGUCUGAUAUUGGCCUGGAAUACCGACUCACCGGCAGCCAAGGAGAAGGCCAGGUCAGAGGUCAAGACUCUCGUCGGCGGGGCGAGUGUCGUGCUCAAGUUCGACCAGCUGCAAUCGCUCAACAUGGACAUCAUCACCGUGUCCAGGCAGGCCAGCGAGGAGGUCCUCAACGCGCUGAAAAAGAGCCCAGCUGUCAGCGUCAUCGGUAAAGGCGGGAUGAUUGAUGUCAUGGGAUGUGAUGUGAUGUGAUGUGAUGUGUGUGGACACUACAGACAGACAUGAAUGGAUGACCCACUAUAUGGCCAUUCUCUGCCUCUCUUUCUCCCCUUCUCUGUCCUUGUGUGUGUGUGUGUGUGUGUCUAGAGGUGGACAUGCCCGUGUAUGCCGUGAGGGGUGAGCAGGAGGAGGCCGCUGCUGGUGGUGGUGAUGCUGUCAGUGCUGCAGGCGGUGGUGGUGAUGAUGGCGGUUGGAUGAGGCGGAUGGAGAGAGAGGGAGAGGUGCCUGUGGUCAGGGCGCACGAGGCGCACCCCCAGCACAAUGAGCUGCUGCUGCUCAGGAGGCAAUGAAUCAAUGGGGGAGGGGACAAGGGCGGGGGGUCGCUCGGUCUGUACGUAUGGGUUAGAUUUUUAUCUCUGUCUGUCUGUCUGUCUGUCAAGAAUAAUUAACAGAGAGAUAGGACAGAAGGAGAAAAAGAGAGAGGGUUCAGAGAGUGUUUUUUGUUGUAUAUGCCGCAUGAGGCGAGUGCGUGUGACACCGGCUCGCAGCGUGGAUGCAAGUGUGUCUGUCUGCAGGCGUGUUGCGUGAACCGUUCGUCGCAUGCAAUGCAUGAGCCUGUGUGUACUGUAUUGUAUUGUAUUGUAUGUAUGUCGUGCGUCUCUUUUCGGGCCUUUUGUCCCUCUAAACUCUCCCUCCCUCCCUCCCUGGCCCCCUCCCUGCCUUCGUUCCUAUGUGCGUGGCGCGUGAGCGUCUCUCUCUGCGUGUCUUUUUAUGUGAGAGUACGUGCCUGCCAUCGCAAUCUUAGUGUGUCUCUGCCGGUGCCGGUCGGGUGCUCUGCUCGCCAGGUGUUUGUGUGUAAGGGGGGGUGGGCCGGGGUUUUUGAUAAGGGCCGAAGGGCGAGUUGAUGUAUGCCAUGGGGUGUGUCGGUAUGUGUGUGGAUGUGAUGUGUGUCGCUCUGACACGCUUUGCGAAUCGUCUGCCAGCAGCUUUGCUGCGGCUGGGAGAUGAUUCGCUCCGCGUGUCGGCGCGGCACCGACAUACACACGUGGAGAAAGGGAGAGAAAGAGAUGACAAAUUGAGCAAGGACAGAAGGGAUAAGGCAUUUUGUGCCUGCCAGUGCAUGCCGAUCCCUCCCUCCCUCAGUUGGAUAUGAUACCUUGGUCACGUAUGUCUUCGCUGUCUUGCUCUCGUGCAUGUGCAUGUGAGGCCACCAGCUGUGUGGUGCGCCGCUGCUGGCGCGGUGGUCUGCCAUCGUGCUGCCAGGGUGUUCCUACGCACUCCUGCGUGGCAAGAUGGCACCUGCUGAGGCAGCAGCAGCGGCACAGCACACAGCCAUACAUGGCCAGACGACACGUAUGUGCACACACUCGUCAGGGCGAUGGCAUAAACGAACGGGAUAAAGGUAUUGGUUGGUGCUGGCUGGUGGUGUUGGUAUUUUGGUCUUUCCUGCCUGCCUGCCAGCUGCCUGUCUGUGUAUGUGUGUAUGUGUAUUUAAGUACGCCAGACAGACAGAUAGACAGACAGACCGAUCGAUGACCGAUGGAUCGCCAUGGAUGGACAUAUAGAUAUAAUAUACGGUGUGUGUGCACUCACUGAGGGUGACUUUCCCUCUCUCUCUAGCUAUGGAUCUGUCUGUCUGUCUCUAUGCGAUCGCUUUGUGUUCGAUCCUGUGUGUCUGCCAAAUGAAAUGAAUUCAACCCACCAA
Messenger RNA from Vitrella brassicaformis, 2262 nucleotides. Lineage: Eukaryota; Vitrellaceae. The record is from the annotation of a GenBank genome assembly.